AUCGGACCCUUUUGUGCGAGCCAGACUGACGGUCAACAUAGCGCCUUCUUCCUCUUUUCCUGUGCAACAGUUUGUGUUCGCUCCUUCGCGAUUUGAAGCAGAGAGAAAGAGUCGCGUAUUGCUAGGGUUCUGGGUCACUCAUAGGGCUUCAUUAGUCAUGGUUCUCCUACAGCCAGAUCCUUUUCUGAAUGAACUCACAAGCAUGUUCGAACGCAGCACUGAAAAAGGCUCCGUUUGGGUUACACUUAAACGAUCAUCAUUGAAGUCCAAGGUAAAAAGGAAUAAAAUGGUAACUGCUGGUGAGCCCAUUGAGUAUAGGUGUCUUAUCCGUGCUACUGAUGGAAAGAAGACAAUCUCUACUUCGGUUGGGCCAAAGGAUCAUCAGCGUUUUCAAUCUUCUUAUGCAACCAUUCUCAAGGCUCACAUGACUUCUUUAAAGAAAAAGGAGAGGAAGGACAGGAAGAAGACUGUAGAUGCUGAUAAGAAAGACUCAGGCUCUAAGAAGCCCAAGAGGGUGUGAACCCAUCUAGUUAGGCUCCUGUGCCUGUAUACCCAGGUAAAGUCCCAUUCCUCACCCAUCCGCUUUUCUGCAAAUGGAAUAUUACUGGGAUUCCCCACCUUUUUCUUUCUGGGAAAUGUGAAAAGAUUAUUAUGAGUGUUAGAAACUGUGCAGAGGUUGAGGAACAUGGGUUUUUUCUUUAUUCAGAUGAAUUCUGAAAGGAUGUUGAAAUCCUCCAUUGGGGUUAAAUUUUUGCCAAUAAUUGUUAAGAUCUUGCUUAUAACCUAUUUAUUAUACAAGCUUCAACUUUCUACAGAA
Molecule: messenger RNA, 817 nt
Organism: Tripterygium wilfordii
Lineage: Eukaryota; Viridiplantae; Streptophyta; Magnoliopsida; Celastrales; Celastraceae
Product: signal recognition particle 14 kDa protein-like
Exons: 4
Coding region: 158-520 (120 amino acids)
Biological process (GO): SRP-dependent cotranslational protein targeting to membrane
Cellular component (GO): signal recognition particle, endoplasmic reticulum targeting
Molecular function (GO): 7S RNA binding; endoplasmic reticulum signal sequence receptor activity
Source: RefSeq, a predicted model, not a curated record